Messenger RNA from Raphanus sativus (radish), 1480 nucleotides. RefSeq names its product cellulose synthase-like protein G3. Gene Ontology annotation, cellular component: trans-Golgi network; plasma membrane. NCBI's taxonomy places the organism in Eukaryota, Viridiplantae, Streptophyta, Magnoliopsida, Brassicales, Brassicaceae. Gene Ontology annotation, molecular function: mannan synthase activity; cellulose synthase (UDP-forming) activity. The record is from RefSeq and is a predicted model, not a curated record. The annotation marks the transcript as partial. Gene Ontology annotation, biological process: plant-type primary cell wall biogenesis; cellulose biosynthetic process. The transcript is spliced from 4 exons.
AACACUUGCUCCUUCUCCAAAGAAAUUCGCCUAUAAAUAAUAUAUUAGUGGUGAGUGACCCUUGUUUUACUUAUCAAUCUUCUUCAGAACUAUUUGGGUCUAUAACGAAAAAAAAAAAGAGAGAGAAAUUUAAACGAUGGAGGCUCAUAAUAGAAAACAUUCAGUCGGCGACACAACCCUCCACACGUGUCAUCCGUGCCGGCGCACCGUUCCAUACAGAAUAUACGCCGUAAUUCACACGUGUGGCAUCUUAGCCCUUAUGUACCAUCACGUUAACUCACUUCUCACAGCAGACACAACCCUAAUAACAUCUCUACUUCUACUCUCCGAUGUCAUUCUCGCUUUCAUGUGGGCCACCUCAGCUUUCCUCCGGUUUAACCCGGUUCAUCGGUCCGAGUACCCUGAGAUAUACGCAGCUAAACCGAAAGAGGAGUUUCCGAAGUUGGAUGUGUUUAUAUGCACGGCUGAUCCGUACAAGGAGCCUCCCAUGAUGGUGGUCAACACUGCUUUAUCUGCGAUGGCCUUCGAUUAUCCGUCCGACAAGGUCUCAGUCUAUGUAUCGGACGAUGGAGGAUCAUCUUUGACCUUGUUUGCUUUGAUGGAAGCUGCCAAGUUCUCUAAGCAUUGGCUGCCAUAUUGCAAGAAUAACAAUAUUCAAGAUCGAUCUCCUGAAGUGUAUUUUUCAUCAAAAUCACAUACUUGGGACGACGAAGCUGAUAAUCUUAAGAUGCUGUACGAAGAUAUGAAGAGCAGAGUAGAACAUGUGGUUGAUAGUGGUAAGGUUGAGACUGAGUAUAUCACAUGCGAUCACUUUCGUGGAGUAUUUGAUUUGUGGACCCACAAAUUCACUCGUCAAGAACACCCCACUAUUAUUCAGGUGUUGCAAAAUAGCGAGACAGGCAUGGGCCAUACAGGAAAGUAUAUAGUGCCAAACCUAAUCUAUGUAUCACGGGAGAAGAGUAAAGUUUCACCACAUCAUUUCAAAGCCGGUGCUCUUAACACCUUGCUACGAGUGUCUGGGGUGAUUACAAAUUCACCGGUCAUUCUAACACUAGACUGUGACAUGUACUCGAACGAUCCUACAACCCCGGUUCGUGCCUUGUGCUAUCUAACUGACCCUAAAAUCAAAUCCGGUUUAGGUUACGUGCAGUUUCCUCAAAAGUUUCAAGGAGUAAGCAAGAAUGAUAUCUAUGCAUGCGAGUACAAACGUCUCUUCGACAUCAAUAUGAUUGGGUUUGAUGGGAUUAUGGGACCGAAUUACGUGGGAACUGGCUGUUUCUUCAACCGACGGGUUUUCUAUGGGCCUCCAUCUAAUAUGAUUUUGGCUGAGAUAGAUGAACAUAACCCUAAUCGGAUUGCGGAUAAAUCCAUCGAGGCGAAAGAUGUUUUGGAAUUGGCACAUAAUGUAGCAGGAUGCAACUACGAGCACAACACUAAUUGGGGGUCCAAGGUAAGAGAAAAUCAACCCUCACAUAUUAGA